ACGCCACUACAAAUGUUUUCAAGUUUUUCCAAUAUGGAAAUCCUGAGAGCAAGCAUACUAAAAACUUAUUCUGCAAUUGACGUCCAUCGUGUUAAAUGGAAUGAAAUACUUAAAAGUUUUGAAUCAUCACUUCAGGCUUUGGCAGGAUUGGUUGAUCAGUUAGAAUGUGUUCUAAGAACAGAACCUUGUGAGCUAUCCAGAAACUUUCCUGAUCUACAAGGUAAACUGGAACAGAUCAUCCGAGCCUUGGUGGAAGAGGAGAUGACUACAAUGACCAUUUUACUAGAGGAGCUUAAUCAAUUGAACCAAAAAAUAAAAAGCAUCUGUGAAGUUACUUAUAAAGUUUAUGUGGAUUACUGUGAUACGACACAAUCUAUCCCAGCAGUCUAUCAAGGAACAUCACUUUAUCCACCAAUUAGUCAAAUGAUUGAGUGGAUAGAUGAUAUCAACUUGUGCUAUGUCAAUAAGCUGACCAACGCAAAAUAUUUACUUGAAGUUUUCGAUUGUUCACCACAAGCUGUAAUAAAUUUACAAAGUAUUUUGAAUUUCAAGAAUAAUUUUUCAACAGUUGAUGCCAUAAUGGCUAAAAUGUCUAUUUUUCUUCUUGAAAACUAAAAUAAUUUUCAUACAA
This is a messenger RNA of Daphnia carinata, 631 nucleotides long. RefSeq lists its product as uncharacterized. Bases 13 to 615 code for a protein of 200 amino acids. Gene Ontology annotation, cellular component: cytoplasm; nucleus. NCBI's taxonomy places the organism in Eukaryota, Metazoa, Arthropoda, Branchiopoda, Diplostraca, Daphniidae. The transcript has 3 exons. The record is from RefSeq and is a predicted model, not a curated record.